UAUUUCGUUUGUCAAACAAACCCAUCGGCCGUAUUCCCUCGGAUCGUCACGUCAGUUCAUCUCUAAUGUGAUUUUCUGCUCUUAUUCACAUUCAAAAUCAUCCGUUUUUGUAUUAUAAAGGAAAAAUCUUUCGGAUCAUCAACCUAUUUUGCAUUUGAAGAAGAAAAAGUGAUAAAUUCAUCGUGUUUAAGCGAGAAAAGCAACGAAAAUAAAAAUCACGGAUCAUUAUUGAGGAUUGGCGAGACUCGAGCAGGGAAAUUAAUUGGAUUACGGAUAUUUGUGUGAAAAUUAAGCAUCGAUAUGGUCAAGACUCCGCCAAAGAUGACGAAACUCGUUGUUUCAGCGAUAAAAAAUCUUCGAGAUGUGCAUGGAUCAACGGCAAAGGAUAUUCUCAAUUAUGUCAUGAGGGAAUGUAAUGCCGAACCGUCAAUGGAGAGAAAGCUGAAUGCGGCACUGAAACGGGGUAUAGAUUUUGGCAUAUUGAAGCGUGCCCGCGGGCACUAUAUGCUGAACACCGAUCCAGAAUUGCUUCAAGACUCGGGUCCGAUGGAACGCGGGAGGAGGAGACGCCGUCGUCGCAGACGUGGACGCAGCGGAAAGAGUAAAAGCAGGCGCGGCCGCGGACGCAGGAGGAGAAGGAGGAGGCGCGGUGGCCGAAGGAAAGGUCGCGGAAGGAGCCGUGGUGGCCGUCGCGGACGUCGUGGCAGGAGUAGGAGAGGCAGACGCGGUGGACGUAUGAAACGUCACGGAAAUGUCGACGACAUUGAUAUGCUCUCGAAAGAACCCCUAGAGUCUUCGCGACCGAGUGUUGAGGGCACAGGAGCCGAUUUUGAGCAUCCCAGUAGUAGAAGUCGUUCACGCAACAGCCGAAGCCGGAGUCACACACCGAGUCAUAGCCAAUCGUCAUUGAGCAGCGAUCGAGAGGGUGUCGAUGGGAAUCCUCAAGCAGAAUAGACUUUUUAUAUUCUUUAUUUUUUAGAAUGAUUUUUUGCUUUUACAUAACCUUUAUUCACACGUCACUCUCAAAGUUUUUGCUCAUGUCGGGAAUCGAUAUUUUACA
Diachasma alloeum is the source of this 1060-nucleotide messenger RNA. RefSeq names its product serine/arginine repetitive matrix protein 2. Gene Ontology annotation, biological process: nucleosome assembly. Lineage: Eukaryota; Metazoa; Arthropoda; Insecta; Hymenoptera; Braconidae. Gene Ontology annotation, molecular function: DNA binding. Bases 301 to 954 code for a protein of 217 amino acids. Gene Ontology annotation, cellular component: nucleosome. The transcript has 2 exons. The record is from RefSeq and is a predicted model, not a curated record.